AUGGUCUACCCCCGUCUGUCAGUGAUACCAAUGGGUUGGAGCUGGGCCCUGUGGAUGUGUCAAACGGUCCAUGAACGUAUUGUGGAACAGGCUGGAGCUUCCCCGGAGAACCGCAUUGUAGAUAAGCAGGUGACGCCAGACCUUCAUCGGGCGUGCCAUUCGCAGUAUGUGGACAACUUCAUCGCUGUCUCUACUGACGCCAGUGCUGUUCGCUCUCUCGUUGCGGAUGCGAUUCGUGCUCUUGAAGGGCGGGGUCUCGUCGUUCAUGAGGAGGAGUAUUCGGGGGAGGACAAGGUGGCCCAAGUUUGGGGGUGGCAGAUCGACGGGUCCCGGGGCCGCGUGGCUGCCACCCCGGUCCGUCUCUGGAGGGCCCGCCUGGCCAUUCGGGCGGUCCUCCGGAGGGGUAGGUGCUCUGGGCGGGACCUGGAGCGCCUCCUGGGGCAUCUUGUCUUCCUCUCCCUGGUCCGCCGGGAGGGGCUAUCGCUGUUCUGGUCGUGCUAUGCCUUCGUCAGGAAGAAUUGCACCCAGGAUGUGCGUCUGUGGGCUUCGGUACGUCGCGAGCUCUCUCUCUGGGAUGGGCUGGCUCCUCUCCUCUGGCGGGUCCUACGGGCGGGCUGGAGCGACGAGGUGGUGGCCGUCGAUGCUAGUGAGUGGGGGCUGGGGGCGUGCGCCGCUCAUUGUGGGGCCUCCCUGGGCCGGAGCGUCGGCCGGGCCUCGGAGCGUUGGCGCUGGGGUCGGGUCGGCGCCGCCAUGGGCCCUCGUCGCCACGCGCUGGACCACGCUCGUAAAGCUGAGGCGGCGGCGGCCCUGGCGGGGGAGGCCCGCGAGGCUGCCCCCUGGAUCGCCGCCGCCAGCGACGUCCCAGGGCCCGAGUGCGCUCCCCCCCAGCCCCCCUUGGCUGGCUCAGGUGUCCUGGACAGCCCCGGUGACGUCUUCGGGUUCGGUCGGGUCAAGCGGGUCGUGGACUUCCCAGAGGUCCCGCGGGAGAUGAUCGAGCUGCAGUGGUCCGUCGUCGGUCGCUUCCUUUGGAGGCGCAAGGGGGAGAGUAUCGCCGUGUACGAGGCUAGGGCCACCCUGUACGGGUUUCGUCAUCUCCUUCGUUCGUCCCGGAACCUUGGGAAGCACCUGUUGGUCCUGGGGGACUCGCAGUCGACGGCCGGUGCGGUGACGCGGUUUCGGAGCGACAGCCGUAGCGUGAUGCGGGUCGCCCAGGCGAUCGCGGCCCUCUCGCUCGCUACCGGCUCGGCCCUGCACUAUCGGUGGUUGCCCUCGGAGUGGAACGCCUCUGGGCUCCUGCGGUUCCAGGCCAAGCGGGGGGCCACCCGUGGUGCCAUGACGGCGAACCUCUCUACGUCUGCACGGGCCCCCGGCCCGCCGCGCCGACAGCGAGCCGUUGCCCGCCCUCCUCCAGCCGUGAGGAGGCUCCUGGCGGUGGCCUGCGUUGCGGCCCAGCGGAGGGCCUCUGCCGUCGCAGUGGGGCCCACAGUGCUGGAGAGCGCCUCGGUUCAGCCUCGGGCGCGACAGAAGUGCCAGUCGCAGUUCACCGAGGUCCUGGCUUGGCUCCCCGUCCCGAUGGCCACCUCCGAGGCGGGCGUCGACCUAAAGCUCGUGGGGUGGCUGGUCGCGCGGUACCUGGGCGGCGAGGACCUGGCGAGCGCCCCCUGCUGGGCCACCACGCUUCACGCGCAGGGGGUCAGGAGGUCGCCCAAGACGGACAAGUUCGACAAGUCCAUACGCCUGGAUCUGGAGCGGCAUGCCCCGCUCGUGCCAGGGCUCAAGGCCCUCUCUCAGGGCCGGAGUCCGCCCUCGCCGCUCGUCGUCGUCGCCCCGCAGGUCGUGGUGACGACGGUGUGCAACGUCGUGCGCAGCCACAAGCUGGACGUGUACCUCGGCGACGUCCCUUUGUCCCAGCUCAAGCACGGCGGCGCCUCGCACGACUCCGCCAAGGCCUUCAGGGGCCUGAAGGACGUGUGGCGCCGCGGGCGCUGGCGGUGGUGGGCUUUGGCCAGGCGCUACGCGAAGGGCAGCCGCCUCGGCCAGGUGCUGCUCGAGCUGCCCAAGGACCUCCGCGCCCCCGCGCUGUCCUGCGAGCGCUCGAUGGCCUCCAUCGUCCGCUUCUUCCUCGAGGUCUUCUCGGGGUCAGGCCGGCUCGGCCAGGCAGUCGCGAGGGAAGGCGUGGACGUUCUUCUCUGGGACGUGGAGCUGGGUGCCGAUUACGACCUUCGUCUGGCUCGGAACCGCAGCCUCAUCAGAGGAUGGAUCCGCUCGGGCAUCGUGAUCGGACCUCCACCAUUGAGGUCAAACGCGUCACCCAUGGGCCUCAACGAUUUGAACCCCGCCGACGCCGACAAGGUUCGCGUCGGGAACUUGUUAAUGUUUUUCUCCGUGGCGGUGAUGCGUGAGGCUAUGCUCUUGGGUAUACCAGCUACUCUUGAGAACCCCGCCCGAAGCCGCAUUUGGAUUUGCCCCGCCACGCAGAGACUUCAAAAAUCCAACAAGAUCAAUUUCACUGUCACCGAUUUCUGCAUGUGGGGCGCCCAGUGGAGGAAGUCGACCGGUUUCCUCAGCACGGGUCUGUGCAUGGACGCCCUCGCCGAAGCUCGUUGUCUCGGCGCCAAGCGUGGCCUGUGCAAGCGCUCCGGCCAGCCGCGCAUCCCCAUCCAAGGGAAAAACGACAAGGGUGUGUUCUGGUCCAAGAUCGCCGAGCCUUAUCCUCCUGGACUUUGUAGAGCCCUGGCUUCUAUUUACUACAAUGCGUGGGCCCCGUCUAGAGCCGAGUUGUUCACUGAGAAGGUGUUUGCG
Prorocentrum cordatum is the source of this 2802-nucleotide messenger RNA. The record is from the annotation of a GenBank genome assembly. NCBI's taxonomy places the organism in Eukaryota, Dinophyceae, Prorocentrales, Prorocentraceae.